AUAUAUUCAACAACGUUAUCUAGUAUGUGCAACCUUAUGUUGAUAACACAACAUAGGCUAAUAUUUUAAUGUUUGACCAGCUAUUACAUAAUUCGUAACUUUAACUUCAUUUGCCUCUAAUUACUCUCGGUUUUAACAGUUAAUUAUUGUAAAAUGUUUAAAGGUCUCGUAGGUUUAGUAACAGGAGGCGCCUCGGGACUCGGCAGGGGAACCGCUGAACAUUUGGUAAAGCAUGGAGGGAGGGUCGUUAUUUGUGACCUCCCAAAUAGUAAGGGCCGUGAGACAGCAAAACAGCUUGCAGGAAAUGCUGCUUUUGUGCCAGUUGAUGUUACAUCAGAGGAGGAUGUAAAAAAUGCUCUACAGACAACGGUUGAUAAGUUCGGGAGAUUGGAUGUGGUAGUCAACUGUGCAGGUAUUAUUACUGCUAGCAGAGUAUACAAUGUCAAGAAAGAUCAGCCGUUUGACCUAAAGGCUUUCCAAAGGACAAUUGAUGUGAAUUUAAUUGGAACAUUCAAUGUAAUCCGUCUGGCAGUUGGUUUGAUUUCUAAAAAUGCUCCGGAUGGGGACGGACAGCGGGGUGUUAUUAUUAAUACUGCCAGUAUCGCAGCUUUUGAUGGACAAAUAGGCCAAGCAGCUUAUUCAGCGUCUAAGGCUGGUAUUGUAGGGAUGACGCUACCCAUCGCUCGGGAUCUAGCAAAACAAGGAAUCAGAGUUGUAACCAUCGCACCGGGUAUGUUCCGGACACCACUAGUGGAUGCAAUGCCAGAAAAGGUUCUUCGUGAGUUGGAAGCAGGUGUACCUUUUCCCUCACGGUGCGGUCAGCCCCACGAGUUCGCUCUCUUGGUGCAAAGCAUCAUCACAAAUCCCAUGCUCAAUGGCGAGACCAUACGGAUAGAUGGCGCUUUAAGGAUGCAGUAGAGCACUUACAAAAAUUUUAUUUUAGAACUAUCAGUGAAUUUUUUUAAUGAGCUCGUUAUAUAUUCAUGAUCUUAACGACCUGCGGGUUAUCGCUUAUCGUCACACGUCAAUCCAUUUAGUGACGUAUUUCGGCAGCCAUAGAGUCCAUAAUCAACAAACUGACAUUAAACAAGUCACUAAUAAAGACUGUAAUGUUGUGAAACAGA
Messenger RNA from Danaus plexippus (monarch butterfly), 1124 nucleotides. RefSeq names its product 3-hydroxyacyl-CoA dehydrogenase type-2 (gene scu). The record is from RefSeq and is a predicted model, not a curated record. NCBI's taxonomy places the organism in Eukaryota, Metazoa, Arthropoda, Insecta, Lepidoptera, Nymphalidae. Gene Ontology annotation, cellular component: mitochondrion. Gene Ontology annotation, molecular function: estradiol 17-beta-dehydrogenase [NAD(P)+] activity. The coding region runs from base 154 to 918 and encodes 254 amino acids. Gene Ontology annotation, biological process: estrogen metabolic process; fatty acid metabolic process; androgen metabolic process. The transcript is spliced from 6 exons.